Molecule: messenger RNA, 1410 nt
Organism: Arctia plantaginis
Lineage: Eukaryota; Metazoa; Arthropoda; Insecta; Lepidoptera; Erebidae
Source: the annotation of a GenBank genome assembly
AUGAAGUGCACAAUGAGCGGCCUUACCAGGAGAAGUGUCUUCUGGGCAAGGUUUAGGUGUACAGCUCAGCAUUGUAUAAUGGGGAUGUUGUCUGCGAAUGGAUUGCACAAAAAUGGAUGUCCUUUCCAUUUAUAUAAUCAGGAAAUCAUGCCCGAGGACUACAGUACACUCAGCCAUUUCUCCCCGCUGGUGACAAACGAACGACUCAGCAAGGCUCUAACUGAUUGGUUUAAAGAGGAAUAUACCUUCACUCAUUGGGCGUAUGUAGGCGACAUGAAUAAAGGUGAUUCAUUCGUUAGUGAAGUUAUUCGUAUCCAAAUUUACGGCGUCAAUACCAAAGGUCACACGAACUUCGUUCAAGUUAUUUUAAAGAGUAUUCCUAAAAACGUUUUCAGAAGGAGCAUUUGCCGAAGUCACGAUUUCUUUAGGAAUGAAAUAAACUUUUAUAAAAACAUUCUGCCCGAGUUGAUAGCAUUCCAAUCCAAGAAAAAACUAAAAAACCCUUUCGAUAGAUAUGUGAAACUGUUCUUUGCUUACGCCGACGGAAAUAAUGACGUUGUGUGUCUUGAAGAUGGCUCUGUAUACAACUUUGGAAAUGCUAUUCGUCAGGAAGGUAUAGAUUUAGAACAUUGUAAGAUGACAUUUAGAGCAUUUGCGGAAUUUCAUGCCUUAUCUUUUGCAAUGAAAGACCAGGAACCUAAAAACUUCAAAGAGUUACAAGAGACGAUAACCGAAGUUUAUUACGAUGAGCCUCAUAAGAAUUGGUAUAUUAAUUUUUGGAAUAGAAUCUCAGAAGUUGCUAUCAACGCUGUUGAAAAGGAAUAUCCUGAUUCCAUAUAUUUAGAGAAAAUCAAGAAGUUUGCUGUUCCAGAAAGAUAUGAGGACAUGAUUAAUGCAGCUACAAAGACUUCUGAAAAUGGAGUGAUAUGUCAUGGAGAUUCUUGGGGAGCAAAUUUCUUAUACAGAUACGAAGAUGGGCAUCCGAUUGAUGCCAAAAUGGUCGAUUUUCAGAUGCUAAGAUUUGGAACGCCCGUCCUAGAUUUAUCCGUAAUGAUUUAUACAUGUACUGAUCAAGAAUUAAGAGACAAAAAUUACGACGAGUUAUUGCAUUUUUAUCAUGAUACUCUUUCUAGUCAGAUUGAGGAUUUGGGAAGUGAUCCCCAAAAAAUAUAUCCCUGGCCAGUGUUUAUGGAAGAAAUAAAAAAGUAUUCAUAUUUUGGACUGGGAUAUAGUUUCGAUACAACACCAUUCACGGUGUUAGCUCCUGAAGAUGCAGUGGAUUUGGAAUUAGAGGGUGAAGAGGGGAAGGAUAUAGUGGAUGUUUGGAAAGUUCCUGAUUUCAAGACUAAGGAGGGUAGACUAAGAGAAGCGAACAACGUAAAACACUGCGUAGGCAGAGGAUAUAUAUAA